AUGAAGCACUGUAUCUGCAAAACAUAUCCACUGGACUACGAUCCCAGAAAGACUCUGGAAAUCCGCAUUACAGAACGUGAAUGCGAUGUUCCUAAUUGUCCCAACAAUUACAAACAUCAGCAGCAAUUCGACGAUCCGGACUGGUCCCUAUACGCGACACCUCAUACAAAUAGAAGCACUCCUCGAUCGAAACAUUUUGAUCAGUCCGUCUUUAGUUACAUUGUGAAAGCUCUCUCGGAUUCCUCUAUCAGUGGCGUAAACAAAGUAUUUGCAUCAAAGACUUCAGUGCAGAGGAUCCUUUGGUUUAUUGUGUUAACAGGUUGCUUAUCAGGUUUUGCUUACCAGACAUACAAGUUCUCUGUGCUGUACAGAAAGAAGCCUUCAGUUGUCCAGAUAGAAGUUGAAAAUGAUGGCCUGGCUGAAUUUCCAGCUAUCACUCUAUGUAACACUAACAGGUUCCGGAAAAGUGAAUAUUGCAAGUACAAAGCAGAGGAGUGUGCAGCCAAUCCUUACAAUUUGACCAUCUCAGAGUUCUAUAUUGGUGAAGUGAUCUUCCAACUGCUUUCUGAGAAAAAUCUGGCAAUGAAAGAGCAGCUGGGACACUCAGCUGAUAUGAUUCAGAGCUGCAUUUUCAAUGGAAUCCCACAGAUGGGAGCAGAGGAAUGCUCACAAAUUCUACAAUAUUCCUAUGAUCCCGACUACGGCAACUGUUGGACUAUACCACCAAGAAAUAGCAAAGGCCACGUCCUGGAGGCGAGGGAGGCAGAUUUCUGGCAGGAAGCUAAUGAUCUUUCUUUGUUGAUUGAUCUGGAGUCCGAUGAAUUCAUGGAGAAAAGACGUCGACCAGGCAUCAUCGUGACAGUACAUGACGACUCCACAGCGCCGGAUAUACACACUGACGGCCACCUCAUUGGAUCAGGGUACAUCUACACAUUCACAAUACAAAAGUUGUGUACGGUGGGGUGUUCUCAGUAUUACCAAAACCUAAAGUGCAAAUUCGUCACUCAGAAUUUAAGCCUUUUCUACAAAGAGCUGCCUUAUGAUCCAGAAAAAAUCACAGAAGAGGAGAGAGUAUGUGCCGAAGCAGAGGAGAAACGGACUCAGGAUUAUUGUAGAAGCAUCUGUGGUCUUCCGUGCAGGGACACUAUAUUUGUUGUCACAUCAAGCCUUACAGAAUUAACCGAAAAAGAAAUAUAUGAACAUCAUAUACAUUCAAGGAUAAAUAGAAGCUGGGAAGAUAAAAGGAGAAAUUUGGCUAUGUUGAAGAUUUACUUUUCCACAUUGGAACAUACGAUUUAUAGGCACAUACCUAAAUACGAUACGAUGGAGCUGUUCAGCUAUUUGGGUGGAUACAGUGGAGUAUGGCUGGGAUUUUCUCUGCUCACAGUGUACGAACUUAUGGAGAUUCUCUUUUACACUGCAAAAUUCGCAUUUCAGAAGCAUCAGAGAGUGGUGCAGCACAGAAAAGUGUUCAGAGGGAUCACCAACACCAAGAAAGCCUCCAGACAUUUCACGAAGAAAAGACGCAUGUACAGAUAAUUUGUCACCUUUUCAUGGGAAAUUAUUUUUGUGAAAAUCUGCCUCUCAUCUUUUCGA
Messenger RNA from Argiope bruennichi, 1596 nucleotides. Its product is annotated as acid-sensing ion channel 4-A-like. Lineage: Eukaryota; Metazoa; Arthropoda; Arachnida; Araneae; Araneidae. Bases 1 to 1539 code for a protein of 512 amino acids. Gene Ontology annotation, molecular function: ligand-gated sodium channel activity. The transcript is spliced from 11 exons. Gene Ontology annotation, biological process: sodium ion transmembrane transport. The record is from RefSeq and is a predicted model, not a curated record. Gene Ontology annotation, cellular component: membrane.